AAAUAAUUCACAUAGCUUUGAUUAUAAUAAAAUUAGCAUGCUUGUUUUGAAUAUUAAAAAGAUAAAUGAGACAUAAAAAAAACAGGAGGAAACAAUAAUAAAAUAUGUUUGUUGCGUUCUUGGUUCUUUUAUAUUCUUAUGUAUUUAAUUUUAUUUGUCUGUCAAAAUGCAUGUAUUUUUUGUGUUACUAUAAAUGUGAACUAGUUAGUUUUAUAUGUUAUAAUAUGAUUGGUUUACAAAGUGUGAACUAUUUUUUGUGUUACUAUAAAUGCAAACUAAUUUGUUUUAUAUAUUAUAAUUUUAUUUUUCUGUCAAGAUGCAUGUAUUUAUAAGUUUUUUAAAAAGAGUUAUAAUUUGAUUGGUUUUUGAUGUUUAUUAGUUAUUUAUUUUUAUCACAUCUAAAAAUAAAAGGUAACUAUAGAACUAAUUAAUAUUAAUUACGAAAUAACACAUGUAAUCUUAUAAAUAAUGAUUUAUGGUAACUAAUUGUAGAAUUGGAGAAAUAAUAUAUAUGUUUUAUCAAUUUAUUUUUAUUUAUCAAUUAUUUGUAUAGAAUUAAAUAAAAUACUUUAACUUUUUUUACUGAAUUUUUUUUAAUGGUUAUAUAUUCGUAUAUAAAAGAAUUCGAUUUGUAGGUAAAAUAUUAUUAGAACUUUUUUAUGUUUUCUAAAGUCCACACAAAAACAUUUACAAAAUAUCUUCAUGAUAAAAAUAUCCGAUCAUCGUAUUGGUCCUACAAAAAAAAACUCUUUUUUUUAUUUCUUGAAAGCUAGAGUAUUUUCGGUGUUUUCACGUGUUAAAAUAAAAUAUAUAGUAAUUCUAUAACCAAUUAUCUGAAUUAAUUAUAAUAUUAUUUUUCUCUAAGAGAAAUAUUUGUAAUGACUAAGGUUUACGUUGUUGAACUAUUUUAAAUCUCACUGAUCUUCUAAAAAUAUAUACUGAAAUUUUUGAUUAUCCAACUAUUUAAAAUUUAAAAUAAAAUUUUUAAAUUUUAAUUAUUAUUCAAAAAUUAUAACAAUGUAAACAUAAUAUACAUUUCUUCAUAUAAUAAAAUUACCCGCAAAAUUGGAGACAAACACCUAGUAAAAUGUUUAAAUUUAAAAGGACAAAUAUUAAUUUUUUUUAAAAAAAAUUCAAAAACGAUUGGAAAAAAAUGAUGCCACUAACAAAACCCUAAAUCUUAAAUUUUGAACCCAAACUCUAAACCCUAAAUACUAAACUUAAACUCUAAGCCCUAGAUCCUAAACCCAAACUCUAACCCUAAAUCCUAAACUGAAACUCUAAACCCUAAAUUCUAGAUCAUAAACCCAAACUCUAUACUCUAAACCCAAAUCCUAAACCCUAAACAUAAACCCAAACCCUAUAUCCUAAACCUGAAUCCUAGAUCCUAAAUCCAAACUGUAAACUCUAAAUCCAAAAGGUUUGAAUUUAAGUUUAAGGUUUACAGUUUCGUUUAGGAUUUAGGAUUUGGUUUGACUUUUGAGUUUACGGUUUGGGUUUAGGGUCUAGGAUUUGGGUUUACAGUUUGAGUUUAGGUUUAGGAUUUGGGUUUAUAGUAUGAAGUUUGGGUUUAGGGUUUACUAUUUGGGUUUAGGGUAUAGGUUUUGGGUUUAGUAUUUAAGGGUUAGAUUUAGAUUUAAGGUUUAGAAUUUAGAGUUUUCUUAGGCAUUAUUCUUUUUUCAACUAUUUUAAAAUUUUAAAUAAAAUUUAAUAUUUUUUUAUAAAUUAUCUAGUUUUAACUUUGAUUGGUGGUGACAGAGGUGGUGAAUUUAAAGGUUUACCAUAGAAGUGAUCCAAUUUAAAAUCAAUAAACCACAAAACUUUGGCCCCCUUUGGCCCUUUUCCACGAUCUUCUUCUGACUGUCAUGACAAAAAGAAAGCUGACUUUUGGCUGUUUCCUCUGUUCUCUGCCAUGGAAAGACAGAAGUCGAAGCUUGCAAAGAAUAAUAACAUCUCCGAUGAUGUAAGAACAAGCGGAGAAGGUUCGAUUACGCUUGAUCUCAUCCCAGAGAUACUCAAAGAUCUGCCUGUUAAAACCCUAGCAAGAUUCCUUUGCGUAUCAAAGCCCUGGUCAUCUAUUAUUCGCAACCGAGAUUUUGUUAAAUCGUACUUGAUCAAGUCGACGAAUCAUCCUCAAGGUCUCAUCUUCACAUUCAAGAGCAAACGUCACGGUAAACACGUCUUCUUCUCCUCGUCGAGUCAACGCCAAGAUGGAGGAGGUGAAUCAUCAUUGUCUUGCGCAGCAAGUUACCAUAUGAAAUGCCAUUCUCAACCCUACACAGCCAUUACUCCAUCUGUCCACGGUUUGAUUUGCUAUGGACCUCCUUCUAAGCUCAUGGUGUACAACCCUAGCACUAGACGGUCCAUUGCUUUGCCUAAUGUCGAUGCUCACAGGCUACGUAUGUACCACUACUUGGGUUAUGAUCCCAUCGGUGGUGACUACAAAAUGUUGUGUAUGAGUAGAGGCAUGCAUGCUCGCAGGGGACGUGGCUUAGCCCACAAGAUUCAAGUUUUAACAUUGGUAAAUGGGAGUUCGUGGAGGAUGAUUGAAGAUAGUCCUCCUCCUCACUCUCCUGAAUCACCUCAUAUAUGUAUAGAUGGUGUUUUAUACUAUGGAGGGUAUUUGGACACAAGUACUCGUCUCCUUCGUAAAGAUCAUGUAGUCAUGAGUUUUGAUGUUAGGUCUGAAAAAUUUGAUAUGAUCAAAGUACCAACAGAAAGAGCAACAAGGUUUACAAGAAUGACGAGAUACAAUGGGAAGCUUGCUCUCAUGUUCACUGGAUAUGGUGGAUUUGGUUGUGGUUACUCUGGCUAUAUCGAGUUGUGGGUUUUAGAGGAUGCUGCAAGACAUCAAUGGUCCAAUAAGAAUUUCGUUUUGCCUAGAUUAGCUUCCAGGGAUACCUUGUUUCAAGUAUUCUGUGCCAUUGAUGGUUCAGGCGAGUUUGUUUUGGCACCAGAUACUUUGCACCCACCAACGUUUUAUGUUAUGUAUUAUGAUCCUAACAACAAUAGCAUGAGAAGAGUCGACAUUGAAGGGAUCGCAGAUAAGAAGCUUCAGUUUUGGGAUGAUGACUCGGAUCGUCGCACAAUUUCUAUCUUCCCUGGUCAUGUUGAGAAUCUCUUGUUUCUCUAAGAGUGCUCCUGACAAUCCUUUUCUUUAUAGUUGUUCUUUUAUUUUUUUGUUGAAAAAAGAUAUUCAUCUUUAUGUGUGCGACAUGGAUUUCUUUUUUUUUUUUGAAUGAAAAAGAAAGAUAAAAAUGAAAACACACCCGGUGGUACUCAGAACCCACAAUCGUUUGAUUAGAAGUCAAACGCCUUAGAGCAACAUUAUCCCUAGCACCCCUAAUGGGGUGCUUAAUCAUUUUUUUAGUAUUAAAUUUGUGUUAAGCAUUUUAUUAAGAAACUUCUAAAAUUUGAUCCUCCAAUGCAAGGUGCUUAAUUUGGGGUGCUUAAAAAAAUAAAAUAUUAAACAUUGUUUUAUUUUAGAUAAAGCUUUGGUGGGUGAGUGUUUGUGGGUCUUUUGGUGUUUUGAAAGUUUUGGUGUUAUGACUUUGGUGUUUUAAAAAACUUUGGUGUUUUUGCUUUGGUUAUGUUUGGUGAGUCGAGAGAGAAGAAGCAUACAAGACUUUGUUGAGUCGAGAGAGAAGAAGCAUAUGAGACUUUGGUUAUGUUUGGUGACUUUGAAACCGUGAGACUUUGAUUAUAUAGAAACAAUCAUACUGUCCAUUACACUAUUACAAAAGAAAAAAAUACAAAGUACUACACUUGUGACAAUCACACUGUCCAUGGGAUGAUCAUCGUCUAUGUGGCAGCAGAAUAAAGAGAUGUUUACCCCAUUGAUAGUGUCCAUGCAAUGAUCAUCGUCUAUGUGGCAGCAGAGAGAGACGAUAUCAAAAUAGUCUGAGCAGAAGGGGCAAGCAUACUCUUCCCUGAACUCAUCUUCUCCCUCUACCUCCAUGUAAAGGCUCGGUUCUGUUGAAACCAUCAAUAAGAUUUACAAAAGCCACAACACGAAACUAUCAAUAAGAUUUGCAGAAUAUCUCUUUACUAACUAAGUUAAAGCCUCACCUUAGUCAUCGAGAUCGUGGCUGAUCGUCCCAUCGCCGGCGAUAAGCCCAUCGGAGAGGUUAGCGUUCUGGUGAAGGACGGCGGCGAGGAGGAGAAGACGGUGACGUACGCGGUGAGGCAAUCGAACCCAAUCCCUAUCCCUCGAGAUGAUCAAAGACGACGACGAGAUCAUCCCAGGAGAAGAGAUCAUCCCAGGAGAAGAGAUCAAUCACAGACAUUUUGGAAUCGAAAUCUACUGAUUUCAGGAAGUGGGGAGAGAGAUAGAGAUAGAGAUGAGAGAGAGGAGGAGAUAAGCGGCGUAUCUUAUUGUUCCUAAUUAAGCGACGGUGCUUGAGUUAAAAGGUCAGUGCCUUUCGCUUCAGGACCACGUAAGUAGACAAAUACACCUCAAUUUGUCAAUGAUUUCACCCCGUUUGUUUGAUUCAGAGUUAGUAGAAGAGACUUUUGAUGAAUCGAGAAAACAAAAGGAUAAUUAGGGUUUUAUUUUAAUUAUUUUGACCAUUGCAAUGUGCUCAAUUCCAUCAAGCAAUGACUUGAAGCAAUAAAAUGGUCCCAACAUUGUCGCCAGCAUCUCCUUUUUUCUUUUGGUACCUACCAAACAAAGUUUAAUCGAAAUCAAAGAGGAAAACAUCAGAAACUUAUAAUUUGGAGUUGUUCAUCUAAUCUAAACAUUAGUAGCUGACCUUGAAGUGUUGUAUUAUACCUGAUAAUGUUUUUUUUUUUAAAAUGUCCAUGUUAAAAAGUUAAAUUUGUAAAUGUAAUAAUAGUGUUUUUAGUUUUGCCCAUAAGAGUAUUUGUACUCCCUACACACAACUUUUUUCAUAUUUGCACUCGAUAUCCUAUUUUCCUUCAAUUUUUUUCCCCCCAUGACUACCAUUUUCCCCCAAUUCAAUGGUAUCCCACUCUUUUAGAUCCGCCACUGCAGACACACAUGCUCAUCAAGGCCUAAAUCUAAUGCAUUUCAUUAUAAGACACGACUAUAUAUAUAAUAUACACAAACUCAACACAUCUAUUAACAUCGUUUAAACAAAGACGGUGAAACAGCAGAGAAAUCUAUCAAUUACCAUCAAGGAAAAAGAGUCCGAACCACCGACAUAGUAAUCACUGUGCUUGCAGGUGAUCUUUCGCAGCUGACAUGGCAAUUAUGCAGAUAUUUUGUUCUUCUUUUUAUGGAUAAGCACGAGGAUGGUUCUCUUUCUCUCGGUGACGACGAGUCUUUUUCUGGAGUUAAUACGAUGUCGUAUUAGGUGGAAACACAUUCUCUCCAUAUCAGCAUUUGUCGGGGUUAACGUAAGCUGCCUUGACUCGUUUUUUUUUUCUUUUGCUGAAGUACUCGUCUUCUUGUUUAAGUUUCAUUGUACACGCCAUUUUGAUUGGAUACUGAUUUUAGUUACCGGGGCGGAUCUAAACAUCCUAAAAAUUUACGAUACCGGAUCUGUGGAUUUAAUAUUCAAAUUUGAAUCUUGGUCUCCGAAUAUGCGGAUUUUGAUAUUCGCCUAUAUAUUGUACUAUCCGCAUUCCGAUUCAUAAAAAUAAUUAUUUCUUAAAAAACUAUUAAAAUUGUAAAAUAAUGCGUAAAUUAAAUAUUGAUACAAAAUUUAUAAAUAUAAAUGUAUAUAAUAUUAUAAAUAUAAUUUUCUGUGUAAAUAUUGAUAUAUCAAAUAAAAUUAUUAAUAAAAUUUUAAAAUAAUAUAUUUUAAAAUAAUAUAUUUUAAAAAUACAGAUCCAGAUAUCUAAAUCUAAAAAUUAAAAUAUCUGAAUCUGGUUUUAACGGAUCCAAGAUUUAACUAUUUGGAUUCGAAUACCCCAAAUAUUCUAUGAUCCUACAGAUCCAAAACGGAUCUUUGAUCAAAUCUGAAUUCUGGAUAAUAAGUCUCAGCCUUAACUAUACUAUCAGAUCUUAAUUAUUUUUUUUCUAUGUAUUACCUCAAUUUUAUAUUUAAUAUUGUAUGAACUUUUUUCAUAAAUAGUACCGCCCAAAACGAAAAAUUCACUCUUGUUGCUGUCACCUAGGGCUAACAGCUCUCUCCUUUUCUGCAUUGCCACGAAAGUCAUCAUCCUAUAACUUAAUUUAAUAAUUUCUAGACGGAUUAGCGACAUAUAUCACAGCUUUUUAAAAAGGAUGAUUAUAUUACUAUGCGAAUAAAACAAAACGGUACCAAUAAUUUACAGUAUAUAAAAGUUCUAAACACAUUAGACUGGUUUUCACAGUUUUAGGUAUUGUCAUACUAGUUUCACUUAUAAUUAAUCAACCAAUUUUUGUCAGUUGGUUUAUAUACUAAACUAAAAAAUUGUUGGUAUUGUAGAAAAUAAUUAAUAGACGCAUAUAUUGAAAUCAAUCAAAUCAUACAAAAAGAUAUGUCGUCUCCUGCUCGCACUCUCUUUAGCUAGAGUACCAACAGGGAUAUUAAAUUAUUUCCUAAACAUAAAUUUUAAAUUUAUUUUUAAAAUUGUAAAAAAUUAUUGAUAUGCCUAAUGACGAUCAAUCCACUGAUUGUCGACUAUUUUCAAUAAAUUUACAUAAACUGUCUCAUAUAUAGCCGAAAAUAUAUUAUUUGUAUAACGAGAUUCUAAAGAAAGUUAUCCAACUCAGUUCACAUGGACAUGGUUGGAUGGUACGUCGAAUUUGAAACAGUGUAUAACUUGAAUAUUUACAUAGUUUGUUUUAUGGCCUUCGGGAUUAGUUGGAUUUACGGACGAGAUGACCCAAAUUUUAAAGAAAUAGGUUAUCUAACUCUGUAUGAAGUAAAAAGAAAAAACUCUGUAUGAAUAACUUGUAUGUUCAUAUAACAUCCUCGUACUACAAAUAUGGUUUAUCAUGUUUGUAUUUGUAUGUCCCUAUAACAUCUACGUACUAAAAGUAUGUUUUCUCAUGUUAUUUCUUCGACAUAAUCUUAAUCCGCUAAUUGGUCCAUACACGAUAGAAAAACAUAAAUUUAGCAAGUUGUGAUUAGGUAGAAGAUCACGAGGUAUCUCAUGGAGUCUCUAUUUUCUCUUAACAUUUAUUUUGGUUUCAAUUCUUUAAUUUUAUGUUUUUAAGGAAGCAUGUUAGCAAAUAUUCAUCGAUGAUUUCAAUAUAUGCGCGUCUAUUAAUUAUUUUCAUCUUAUUUAGAAGUAAUCUAGUUAUUAUAACAAUACUACUUUUAUGUAAUUGGACUUAUAUAGUGAAUACUGAACGAAAUUCUAUUUUCUUUAUUAAAUAUAUUCAAUUUCCAAAAAAGAACAUUUUUUUUACUGUAUUAUAAAGUUUUUUAGGCAAAAAAUUAUAAACAAUGAGAACUAGCAAAAUAAGUAUAGAAAUAAAAAUAUCAAUAUGAAUCUAAAAUAAAUUAAUAUACAUCUAUUUUGCGUAUGAAUGAUUAAAAUUUCUUUGUAUAAAAGCUUUAUAUUUACUAUAUUAAAAAUAACAGAGUCAAAAAAUUACCGUAAGAUUACCAAAAAGAACAUUUUUCUAGGGAGGUAAAUAGUCCCCACUCCCCAGUGGUAGUGGACUGGAAAUUCCUUUCCACGUAAAGCGUAAGCCGAGCCAAGACGAUUAGAGUAGGCCGAGCCAUCAAUCUCCAUUGUUUUUUUUUUCUUAAGAAAGUUUUUUAAUUAUUUUUUCUCACUCGAGUUCCAGUGAUACCGGAAGAAACCUUGAGGUAACUGGGUAUAGCCGGUGGACCCCCAAAUUGAAAUCAAGAAAUAUUGAAUAUUUUUGGUUUAAACAUUUUAUUUAC
Brassica rapa (field mustard) is the source of this 7787-nucleotide messenger RNA. Its product is annotated as F-box protein At2g21930. Lineage: Eukaryota; Viridiplantae; Streptophyta; Magnoliopsida; Brassicales; Brassicaceae. The record is from RefSeq and is a predicted model, not a curated record. Gene Ontology annotation, molecular function: protein binding.